UUUUCACUUUCCACCAAUUCGUGACUUUGAUUAAAACAAGCAAUGACCUCGACAAAGAAUGAGCGAUUGCCGCUUGGAGCUGUGCGCACCGCCGAUGGGGUGGUGGUGGUGCCGGCAUCGCGCCGCGCGGACGGUUCCACACGCAAAUCCAUCCGUAUCCGUCAGGGCUACGUGCCGCAAGACGAGGUGCCCAAAUACAAGACCGUCGCUCAGCGAGAGGUGAAACGCGAGUCCAAAGCGAACUUAGGCGGCGAUUCUGUAGUUGAUGAGCUUCAGAUAGACAAGCUGUCACUGGAGCAGAAGAAGGAGAUUCCCAAGGAGCGACCACGCACUAGGGACCCAGCUUCUCGUCAGGAGCAAGAAUGUCGACUGUCAGUUGAGAAUACGAGGGUAUUGGCGGAUACAAAUGGAGACCGUCAGAAGCAACUCAAGCGCCAUUUGACGAAGACCAACAAGCAGCUCAAGGACAUCGCCAAGCUGGUAGACGCGGAAAUUAACUCGCUCACGUCACAGCAGAAACAGAAGAUAGCUCGAAAGUCGGCGCUGCAGCAAGAGAGGAACGACAUUAUUGCAGAGCUUAACGGAGCCACCGUCACGAGAAGCAGCAACUCAACGACUGGACCACGCCCCAAAGUGGCCAUCAGCUUGUAA
Molecule: messenger RNA, 651 nt
Organism: Phytophthora infestans T30-4
Lineage: Eukaryota; Oomycota; Peronosporomycetes; Peronosporales; Peronosporaceae
Exons: 2
Coding region: 43-651 (202 amino acids)
Biological process (GO): exon-exon junction complex disassembly
Cellular component (GO): exon-exon junction complex; cytoplasm
Molecular function (GO): RNA binding
Source: RefSeq, a predicted model, not a curated record